AUUAGAAGACCCACUUCUCGCCGUACAAAAGACCCCAGGACAGAGCGGAGAGCAACUCAGCACGUCGUCACGUUUGCGCACCGUAUCGAUCUCGUCUCCAAGUCUUUGAACCGAGGAAGACGCAAAGUCCUACACUUCCUUGGAUCACUCAACGCCCCAAUCACUGACGCCCUUUUCCGUUAUCUUCUCCACCUCUUCUCCUGCAUUGUUCCGGUUCUAGGGUUCCUCCGUUGCGUCCUGCGAUUUAUUGACGGUCGCUACGGGUUGCUCCUGAUCUGAUCAGAGAAACCUAGGGCUUUCGUUCUUGGAGGGGAGUCCGAUAUGGGGAGCUCGGAGGAGAGAGUGGUGGCGGUGAUUAUGGUCGGCGGACCCACUAAAGGAACUCGCUUCCGGCCUCUUUCAUUGAACAUUCCGAAGCCGUUGUUCCCGUUGGCUGGCCAGCCAAUGGUGCAUCACCCGAUAUUAGCUUGCAAAAGAAUCCCUAAUUUGGUACAAGUAUAUCUGAUUGGAUUUUAUGAGGAGAGAGAGUUUGCGCUUUACGUGUCAGCCAUCUCCAAUGAGCUCAGAGUCCCUGUUCGGUAUCUGAAAGAAGAAAAGCCUCAUGGUUCGGCAGGAGGGCUUUAUAGUUUCAGAGAUCAUAUCAUGGAAGAUGAUCCAUCGCAUAUAGUUCUUCUGAAUUGCGAUGUUUGCUCUAGCUUCCCUUUGCCAGAUAUGCUGGAAGCUCAUAAAAGAUAUGGUGGGAUGGGAACAGUAUUAGUAAUUAAGGUAUCUGCUGAAUCAGCCAAUCAAUUUGGUGAGUUGGUUGCAGAUCCUGUGACAAAUGAACUCCUACACUAUACAGAGAAACCAGAAACUUUUGUGAGUGACCUCAUCAACUGUGGUGUCUAUAUAUUUACACCCAAUAUCUUUACUGCAAUCCAAGGUGUAUUUACUGAAAGAAGAGAUAGAGCUAACUUGCGGCGUAUGAACAGCUUUGAAGCUCUCCAAUCAGCAACAAAAGCACUCCCUGUAGACUAUGUUAGGCUGGAUCAGGAUAUACUUUCUCCACUUGCUGGGAAGAAGGAACUGUAUACUUAUGAAACACUUGACUUUUGGGAACAAAUUAAGACACCGGGGAUAUCUUUGAAAUGCUCAGCCUUGUACCUGGCUCAAUAUCGUUAUACUUCUCCAAAUCUUCUAGCUUCGGGAGAUGGCACUAAAACUGCUUCUAUUAUUGGUGAUGUUUAUAUACAUCCAUCAGCAAAAGUACAUCCAAGUGCAAAGAUUGGUCCUAAUGUCUCUAUAUCUGCAAAUGCUCGUAUUGGAGCUGGUGUGAGACUAAUCAGUUGCAUCAUACUGGAUGAUGUUGAAAUUAAGGAAAAUGCUGUUGUUAUACAUGCCAUUGUGGGUUGGAAAUGUUCUAUAGGAAAAUGGUCGCGAGUACAGGCUGAGGGAGACUACAAUGCCAAACUUGGUAUCACCAUCCUCGGAGAGGCUGUUGCAGUUGAAGAUGAAGUUGUGGUGGUUAAUUGUAUCGUUCUGCCAAACAAGACGCUUAACGUCAGCGUUCAAGAAGAAAUCAUCCUAUGAUAGCUUAUUUAUAUUUAAGCUCCUUGCAUGCCUCAUUUGUUAUUCUCAUGCUAAAUUUUAACAAACGUAAUUCUUUAUAAGAGCUGUUGUCAACUAGUGGUUUAGCGAGAGACAGAAAAACUGAAUCAGGAUAUACUUUUGUAUUAGUGUGGUACAAGGGAAACAUGCAAGGAAUAAGCACUUCUUGGUAACUAGUAUUUCUUCUUCCA
This is a messenger RNA of Zingiber officinale, 1778 nucleotides long. Its product is annotated as mannose-1-phosphate guanyltransferase alpha-like. Gene Ontology annotation, cellular component: cytoplasm. The record is from RefSeq and is a predicted model, not a curated record. Bases 322 to 1569 code for a protein of 415 amino acids. NCBI's taxonomy places the organism in Eukaryota, Viridiplantae, Streptophyta, Magnoliopsida, Zingiberales, Zingiberaceae. Gene Ontology annotation, biological process: biosynthetic process. The transcript is spliced from 15 exons.